GUUCCUCUCGCGAAAAAGAAAAAGAUGGGGGAGGGAACAACCGAAGGAGCGCUUGAAUAGAGUCUCUAGGGUUUUGACAUUUUCGGACAAGGCGACCGCGAAGGAAUGCGAUGAUCCUGAUCCUCUUCUAGGCGAUCGUCAUCGCGCAUUCUCCGGCCGCGUCGCGCAAGCGCUAGGGGGAUAGGUAGCGGGGGGGAUUAGGAUUAUCGCGCAUCGGCGGCAGCGACGAUCGAUCGAUCGAUAGCGCCGAGCGAUCAGUGGAUCAAGUCAAUGUAGCAGGAGAAGCCCGAAAUAUUCCAUUAUGCUGUCAGGAUCGCGACGACGAUGAAAAUCGAUGCCGCAAUAUCGGAGAUGGGAGGGAUGAGGGGUAAUUUCUCCUCGCCAGACUGCUGCGAUGUCCCGGGAACCAGGUGUCGCUGCAAGUGGCGAUGGACGAAUCCAGGCUGCUGCUCCAAGUGCCAUGACAAGCUUCGCCAUGGAGAUUGCCUUUUGUCGUCGCCAUUCCUCUUCUUCCUGUGCUCCUUUGCGGUGUUUGGUGGCGUGGGCAUGCUCUUCGCGUGGCUCACUUUCUCGCCGUAUCAGUACCAGAGGCUAGCCGUGACUGGGAGCGGGUGUCAGCCUGAUAAUGAGGGUUCCUGGGCCAUUGGAGUCUUUCAAGGAGCUAGCCCGUUCAGCCUAGAACCCCUGGAAAAGCUAAGCGUGAACAAUGAUGCCGGGUCAGCCUGGCCAGUGGCAAACCCCGUGCUCACUUGCGCAUCCGCAUCUGAUGGGAACCACGCAAGCAACUUUGUGGCGGACCCCUUCCUCUAUCUCCGCGACGAGAGCAUGUACAUCUUUUAUGAGUCGAAGAAUUCCGUCACGAUGCAAGGAGAUAUUGGGGUUGCCGAAAGCCUUGAUCAGGGAGCUACAUGGAAAACACUUGGCAUCGCAUUGGACGAGCCUUGGCAUUUGUCGUAUCCCUUUGUUUUCGAUCAUGAUGGCCAGGUUUACAUGAUGCCAGAAGGCAGCUCCCAAGGCGAUCUAAGGCUUUAUCGAGCCGUCCAGUUCCCGCUGCAGUGGACCCUCGAAAAAGUUCUCAUUCGCAAACCACUGGUUGACGCGGCUAUGGUGGAGUACAACGGCCUGUUCUGGAUCUUUGCGUCGAACUUCCAGCGUUUUGGCUCCCGCAAAAAUGGUGAGCUCGAGGUGUGGUACUCUUCAAGUCCCCUGGGUACGUGGAAGCAGCACAGGGGGAAUCCAGUUCGGAAUGGUGACAAGAGCUUAGGUGCUCGCAAUGCUGGGAGGCUGUUUAUAUACAACGGUCACAUCUACAGGCCGGGUCAAGACUGUGGCUCCACGUAUGGUAGCCGGGUGAAGCUGUUUCGCGUGGAGACCCUCACGAAAGACAAGUUCAAGGAAGUAGAGGUUAGCUUCAGUUUUGAAGAGUCUCAUAAAGGGAGGUAUGCAUGGAAUGGGGUGAGGCACCACCAUCUGGACGCACAGAAGCUGCCAUCCGGGAACUGGAUUGCAGUGAUGGACGGAGACAGGGUGCCGUCAGGCGACUUGUCGGUGCGGAUUUAUUUUGGUGCUGCGGCCCUGCUGUUUUUGGUGCUCUUGAACGUGGCGGUAGGCUGGCUCCUGGGAUUCUGCGUGACUUCUCCAAAGUAUAUGAGCCUUGGAAAGAGAGGGGAUGCUUCGCUGACGUCGUGGAUAAGGGUUCCACUCUCGUCAAGGUUGCACAGGACAGUGUUGAGAAUCAACAGGGACAGUCUUCCGUUCCGCAAUCGCUUGCGUUCCAACCUCUGCUUCCGACUCUGGCUGUGCUUCCUGGUAACUACAAUGUGCGUGGCCUCCAUCUGUGUGGCGGUGAGGUGCUUCUUCGGUGGUAGCGGUGCCGACGAGCCUUAUCCAGUGCAAGGCGUCUACUCGCAGUUUACCAUGCUUACGAUGACGUACGACGCCAGGAUAUGGAACCUGAAGAUGUAUAUCAAGCACUACUCGCGGUGCCCGUCCGUGCAAGAGAUCGUGGUGGUCUGGAACCACGGGACGCCGCCAGACCCCAGUGACUUCGACUCGGCUGUUCCCGUCAGGAUCCGGGUGGAGCCAACGAACUCGCUGAACAACAGGUUUAAGCCAGACCCGCUCAUCAAGACGAGGGGGGUGUUCGAGCUGGAUGACGACAUUAUGGUGACUUGCGAUGACGUUGAGAGGGCCUUCAGGUCGUGGAGGGAGAAGCCGGGGCGCAUCGUCGGCUUUUAUCCCCGGCUUAUUGAUGGUGAUCCGCUCGAGUACAGAAACGAGAGACACGCUCGGCGGGGCAAAGGCUACAACAUGAUUCUCACAGGGGCAGGCUUUAUGGACGGGCAGACGGCAUUUGAAAGAUACUGGAGUCCGGAUGUGGAGCAGGCCCGUGCCGUGGUGGACGAGCUAUUCAACUGCGAAGACAUCCUGCUCAACUUUCUGCUGGCGAAUGGCACCACGUCCCGGACAGUGGAGUAUGUCCACCCCUCCUGGGCGAUCGACACGUCGAGGUUCUCAGGCGCAGCCAUCAGCAAGGAUACAAAGACACACUACGACAAGCGCAGCCAGUGCCUGGCGAGGUUCGCCAAGUUGUUCGGGAGGGUGCCCGUGCGGAAGUGGGAGUUUGGCACUCGACGAGACGGGUGGGAUCACUGACGAGAGAUCAUCUGGCGAUACUUUUGCUUUUGCGGAGUGGUGGAAGCUCAACUUGGUCACGAAUCACGAAGAACAAGGGUUGCUUGAUCGAUGGCAAGUGUACAAUUGGCACAGGCAGCAGUAGCAACAGCAAUAGCAGCAGCAGCAGCACACGGGGUCCUUCCUUGGACUCGUUCGGGUUUGGGAUUUUCUCGCUUUUUUUUUUUUUCCUUCUUCUUCUUCUUCUCUCUUUUGUUUGUUUCUCACGUAGCUGUGUUUUUUCGUUUUAUCUUUCCUUCCUCUUGUACAUUACGAGACAGAGCGUCAAGUGAAGUGGCCUUUGUCUAUCCAUCCAUCCAUCCACAUCGCCUUCCUCGCCUCUCUAUCCGGAGAAAGUUUGGAAUCUCUCUCGUUCCAAGAGAAACAACCAGAUGCUGGGCUAAAUGAUUUCCAUGAUUUCUCUCUAUCCGAAGAUUCCCCCCCCUUCCUUGUUCAUGGAAAGCUCCAGCCAAGAUCACAAAAAUCUAUAACAUACUCCUUUAGCUUUUGGAGGAUGGCGGGGACCCAACAAUCAUUCAAGCUGCAUAUAAAUGUGGGGGCGUGGGUGGCCAUCCACAUGUGAUAUGGCCUCAAUACCAGAGAAUCCAACCAAUCCAACUAAGAUCCUCACACAAGAGCUUUCUUUUGGCC
Selaginella moellendorffii is the source of this 3324-nucleotide messenger RNA. Its product is annotated as glycosyltransferase family protein 64 protein C5. Bases 325 to 2655 code for a protein of 776 amino acids. NCBI's taxonomy places the organism in Eukaryota, Viridiplantae, Streptophyta, Lycopodiopsida, Selaginellales, Selaginellaceae. The record is from RefSeq and is a predicted model, not a curated record. Gene Ontology annotation, cellular component: membrane. The transcript has 5 exons. Gene Ontology annotation, molecular function: glycosyltransferase activity.